Linum tenue is the source of this 795-nucleotide messenger RNA. Lineage: Eukaryota; Viridiplantae; Streptophyta; Magnoliopsida; Malpighiales; Linaceae. The record is from the annotation of a GenBank genome assembly.
UACUCGACCCACCAACAGAGCUCUCUAUUUAACGCUCGCAUUUCGUUUUCUAUCUUCUGUUCUUUAACACCUCCCCUUCCUUCCCACUGCUCCUCGGCUUCAUACCUACGCUCUCUCGGGAUCUGAUCUCCAAAUCUAUUUCUCUUUCUCACUCGCUCUGCUCCAAGAAAUGGGUCGUGGUGUGAGCAGUGGUGGAGGGCAGAGCUCAUUGGGAUAUCUGUUUGGGAGUGGUGAGUCUCCCAAACCUGCCAAAGCCAGCAGCCCCCCAACCGCAGCCCCUGUUGAGACGGAGACUGUACACGUUAGGCCAGCUGCUGCCAAGCCUGCUCCCCAGCUGGCAGAUAUCACCAAGCAAAUUCCUGCUGGCAUCAACAGCACCUCCUCAAAUAACUACAUGCGUGCUGAUGGCCAGAACACUGGCAACUUCCUCACUGUAGAUCGACCGUCAACCAAGGUUCAUGCUGCACCAGGCGGCGGGUCCUCUCUGGGUUACCUCUUUGGUAAUGGUGGCGGUGGUAACUGAUAUUUCGUGUUAUCAUCAAUCGAUCGUAAUACAACUAGCGUCUGUUGGUUUGAAUUGGUGAUUGGCGGAAUGUUUGAUGUGUAAGCUUCCAAUGAAGCAAUGUGUUUCAUCUUUUCCAUUAUAUUAUAUAUAUAUAACUAAUAGACCAUGGAUUGUGUCCUGUAAUGUAUAUUCAAAUUCAAAUACUGUUUCAGAAAUGUCCAAUCAAGAAGGCAAUGAAAGGAUCAUCCCUUUUAGUCACAGUAUGAAUCCUCAUCAUCUACUGUGGAUGG